Messenger RNA from Brassica rapa (field mustard), 3434 nucleotides. Its product is annotated as UPF0496 protein At1g20180. The record is from RefSeq and is a predicted model, not a curated record. NCBI's taxonomy places the organism in Eukaryota, Viridiplantae, Streptophyta, Magnoliopsida, Brassicales, Brassicaceae.
GAAACAAGAAGCUUUGUCUAUCAUUCACCUGAAUCACAUAUACCUUUGAGCUCCAUCAAAGAUGAUGAAAAUGAAGAAUCUUCUUAGUUCUAGAUUAAAAUCUUCCUCUGCAAGACAAGAAAAUUCUGAGAAGGAAUAUCGUCGUAGCUUGACGUCCAAGCUAAGUGUUAACGAGGAGUACAAGGAAGCUUUUAGGACAAAGUCCUACUUAGAUAUUCGGACAAAAGCUGAAGAUCAAUUAGGCAUAACAUUCUCUAGCAAACUCUCUUCUUCUCCUCCUUCUGCUUCUCAUUCUCCUUCAUCCUCAGAUCUUAGCUUCCAUUCACACUUCACCGAUUACUUGCUCGACCCUCCUCAAGAAACUCUCGAUGCUCUCAUGCAAGACUCGAGUUUCCACAAUCUUCUAGCUAACUUCUUUGACUUUAGCUCCGACGCUUGUGAUGUAUGUGAGUCUCUCCUUCAAUGCAUCCAACAAAUCAAGAUCAAUCACAUCAAAAUCAAAAGGGUUAUCAAGAUUGGUAAAAGGGUUUGUAAUAAUGGUGCUAAAACCCCUGAACGUGCUUUGGUAUUUCAAGAGCUCUCGAGAUACGCCUUGCUGAAAAACCCUUUGUAUAGUAUCAUCAACCAAGCUCAGUUCCGGAGAGUUCAUGAUGCAAACUCGGAGUUGCUCGCUAGAUUAACUUCUAAAAGGAGAAGAAUCAGAAGAAAAGACAGGUUCUUUAAGUUUUGCAAGAAGCUAGGAGGUUGUAGUCUAGUGAUUUCACAUAGCGCGAUUGUUAUUACAUUGCUGAUCGUGGCGUUACACAGCAUACUCGGCGUCUUAGUAGCUCCUGCUGUGCUCGGUUUAUGCUCAUUAGGUCUUUUGAGGAAGAAGAAGAAGAAAGCGAAAAGGAACGUGGAGAAUAAGAGCAAGACCGAUCCAUCGCUAGAGAAGCUCGGGACACAAAUGGAUAUAGCAGCUAAAGGAAUGUUCAUAAUGAUAAAUGAUUUGGAUACGUUGAGUAGACUUGCCGGGAGAUUAUGCGAUGAGAUAGAGCAUAGAAAAACGGUAGCUGCCAUGUGUGCUAAGAGUGGGAAGAUUGAAGUGUUAAAGGAAGCCUUGAGAGAGUUUAGUGGACAUGAAGAAAGAUUCUUAGAGCAAUUGCAAGAGCUUGAAGAACAUCUCUAUCUUUGUUUCCACACUAUUAAUAGAUCAAGAAGACUAGUGUUUGCGCAAAUCACAGGACCAAGUUCUUGAUUCUUUUGAUUCAUCAAAAAAAAAAAAAUACUUUUGUAGGGUUUAUGAAACAUUUAUAAAGUAAUAAAUAUGUAAGAAUGUCUUUCAAUGUUUUUGUCACAUUUCUAGUGAAACUGAGUCAAAGAAGGAAACUAUCUGAUUCUUUUGUUGUUCUUGUAAUCUUCACUGGGUUUUAAACUAUGCUUUUGUUCUUGGCAUAAUCAUCCAUAUAUCCUAUUUGAUUAGCUUGAAUUUGUUUUGAUCAGGUAGGAUUCUUGAUGUAUACGAUCAAUUUUAUAUGAGCUACAAUAUUCUAUUUAAUCAUUUUUAUUAGAUUUAAGUUCGUUAACCCAUUAAAACGGGAUAUUUUUAUUUUCUUUUGAACAACCUUUCAUUUAGGACAUUACAUUAAAUAAAAUAGAAUAUCUAACAAGAUACAUAAAUCUAUUCGGCGUUGUUGGUUGGAGCUGCACUUACUCUAUCUAUCUUUGCCAAUAGCAUAAUAUGAAUGGGUUCUUGCUGAUGCAUCAUGCAUGUAUACAAGUCCUCUCUUAAAAGAGACUUAUCAUAAUAUUAACGACUUGUUUAAUCUAAAUUGUAUUAUUACUUGUUGCCUUCUUUUAAUGCCUUUCUUUGAAGCUAUUAAGGUAGGAUUUAGCACUAAACUCACAACUCUAAUUAUGCAUGCACCAAUACGUUAUCAGGGUCAAAAGAGACCAAGAGGUUUAGUUGCACAAAGGCAAUGUAUUUGGCUGUGUUCUGAGAACAUGUUUUCGUUCAUUAAAUAGACCACAAGGUACAUAAAUGAUUCCUUUAUUACAGAAGAAAUAAUAAACCUAAUUUCGUCUUUCUAACUAAACUGAUGCCAUGAUAAUUGAAGAUCAAGCUACCUAUUGCAAGAGUGUCAUUGCCAUUAUUAUUAUAAGCUUCAGAUUGUGGUGGAAAUUAGACUGUUGAGGAAAAAAUUGGUAGGCAUUUAGAAUCUGGCACCGUCACUGAAAUGGAGAUUGUGGUGCAGUUCAAUGCUGAUGUUGCAGAUGGGAUGCAGUGGAAGUUCACUCCAACUCAAAGAGAGGUUUGUUAUUAAGACUUUAUAACUCAAGAAGAAUGUUGCGACUUGUUAAAGUUUGUGGACAUGCCUUACACGCAAAUACCAAAACACAGAUCAUCAAAAGAAUCAAUCUUAUUUGGCAGGAUUAUUGGCUAGAGAACGUUGUAUAUAUCUUCUUACUAGUUCCUUUGCCAGUUUCUCUGACGAAGAGAAACGAGAUCAAGUUCGUUACUGAUCUCAGAAGCAGACAUGGCACCAGGAACCUCAUGCUUGUUUGAUUAAAGAAGAACAGCCAUAUUGUCCGGUACCUUCCCUUGUAUCUAAAUCUAGGGAAUUAAAAAAAAAAUUGGCAUUAUAUAGAACUUGCUAGAUGUUUAAAAGGGACAUGGUUUGUUACCUCAUCCAUCACCAUGUAAAGGAAACUCUUUGUCUCUUCAGAGGCGGACCUACGUUAUAGAAUGCGGUGUCAUCUGACACAGGUUUAAUUUUCUAUUUCGGUGUUUGUAUGUUAAUAGCUGAAGAAGUUUGUAGCUCAGUUGGUUGAUUUCCCUUACAACUGACACCCCAUAACCUAGUUGGACUCCACCAUGUAAUAUUUUUUUAUAUAUUUUCCUUUUUUAUUACAGUUAUGUUGGGCUAUAACCCAAUAUGACACCCCUUAAAAUCAAACUUGGGGCCGCUCUUCCAUUCGCUCUCUGUCCCUGCUGUCGACUACAUACACAAGCCCGGAUGCAUCUGCACAGUAGUGUUUCCAUAAUGGUACCAUCUGCAAUGUGCCAUCAUGUGGUUAAGACAUAUUAAGUUUCUAGUGAAUUGGUCUAAGUAGAUAAAAAUAUAAUCCUUAAUUAAUAGAUUAGAUUUAUCUUUGUUCAUGGUCCAUGGACAUAGCAAAAAUUUUAAACUACGUUAAAUUUCUGUAUCAUUUACAUCAUCGCGUUAUUCAUUUGUUUCCUUGUUAUUUUCUUGCAUUCUUUAUACUCUAUAACAAUUUCUUAUGGUAAUUUUAGAAAAAUAUUGUAUUUAUAAGUUUUAAACAAACAUCAACAGAAAAGUGCAUCAAAUCAGAUAAUAUAUAAUAAUAAUAACAAAGCGGGCGGGUUGCUCCGGGAGAAAAGAAUAGACUCAAAGCGCGACCACUGCCAAUAAUCUUUCAGACAUGGAAGAAAA